AAAGCAUCAACUCUCAGUCCCCAUCUCCCCGCCGCCCCCUAACCCUAACCCGGACCACCCGCGGGGGACCAGGGACGCCUCUUCACUCUCGGAUCCGCCCUCGGACUGUGCCUGGUCGGCUUUGACAACCGGCGGUGGAACCUUCGCUGGCACGUCGCGGACCUACCUACCUACCGGGGGGCUCUGGCCAGGACCCUGUUGGGGCUCACCCCGCGUCCGGGGCGCUGCAUCCACCACCAUGCAGAGCUGCCGAACACUCGCGCCUCUUUGCGCGCUGCUGCCCUGGCUCCUGCGGGUGGUGGCGACGGCUCCGAGCCCCCCAGGACCACCCUUGGAACGGCGCAGAGUCCCCCGCGACCCCGCCAGGGGUGCUGAUUUCGACCGCGUUUACAGCGGGGUGGUGAACCUCAGCCUCGAGAAUAUCUACUCCUUCAACUACACCAGUCUGCCCGGACAGGUGAAUGCUGUGAGAGUUUAUGUGAACAGUUCCACAGAGAAUCUUGACUACCCAGUCCUUGUCAUGGUUCGCCAACAGAAAGCAGUAUUAUCCUGGCAGGUGCCACUUCUCUUCCAAGGACUAUACCAGAGGAGCUACAACUACCAGGAAGUGAGUCGUACCUUAUGUCCCUCAGAAGCAACCAAUGAAACAGGACCUCUGCAGCAACUAAUAUUUGUAGAUGUAGCUUCCAUGUCACCCCUGGGUGCACACUACAAACUGCUGGUUACCAAGAUCAAGCACUUCCAGCUGCAGACAAAUGUUCCCUUUCACUUCAGUGCCAGUCCCUCUCAACCUCAGUAUUUUCUGUACAAAUUUCCUGAAGAAGUGGACUCAGUUAUUGUUAAAGUCAUAUCUGAAGUGGCUUAUCCAUGUUCUGUGGUCUCAGUUCAGAAUAUCAUGUGUCCGGUGUAUGAUCUUGACCACAAUGUAGAAUUCAAUGGUGUCUAUCAAUCCAUGACUAAAAAAGCUGCCAUCACACUACAGAAGAAGGAUUUUCCAGGGGAGCAGUUCUUUGUGGUGUUUGUUAUAAAGCCAGAAGACUAUGCCUGUGGAGGAUCUUUCUUUGUCCAAGAAAAGGAAAACCAGACCUGGAAUCUACAACGAACAAAGAACCUUAAAGUAACCAUUGUUCCUUCUAUUAAAGCAUCAGUUUAUGUGAAAUCAAUUCUUCUCAGCUGCUUCUUCUUCUUCUCCUUCUACUUGGGAUGCCUGUUCAUUGCGUUUGUUCAUUAUAUGAGGUUUCAGAGAAAAUCCAUUGAUGGAAGCUGUAGUUCCAAUGAUGAUUCUGGAAAUAUGGCAGUUUCACAUCCAAUUGCAGCCAGCACGCCUGAAGGGAGCAAUUAUGGGGCAAUAGAUGAAUCAAGUUCCAGUCAUGGCCAGCAGAUAUCUUCCUCAGAUGGUGGACAGCCAGGUCAGUCCGACACAGAUAGCUCCGUGGAAGAGAGUGACUUCGACACCAUGCCUGAUAUUGAAAGUGAUAAAAACGUCAUCCGGACCAAGGUGUUCCUUUACCUAUCAGAUCUUUCCAGAAAAGACCGGAGAAUUGUCAGCAAAAAAUAUAAGAUUUAUUUUUGGAACAUUGUCACUAUUGCUGUAUUUUAUGCACUUCCUGUGAUCCAGCUGGUGAUCACCUAUCAGACAGUGGUAAAUGUUACUGGUAACCAAGACAUCUGCUACUACAAUUUCCUCUGUGCUCACCCCUUGGGAGUCUUGAGUGCUUUCAACAACAUUCUCAGUAACAUAGGUCAUGUGUUCCUGGGUUUCCUAUUCCUUCUGAUAGUCUUGCGCCGGGACAUUCUCCAUCGGAGAGCUCUGGAAGCCAAAGAUAUCUUUGCCAUGGAGUAUGGGAUUCCCAAACAUUUUGGUCUCUUCUAUGCUAUGGGCAUCGCAUUGAUCAUGGAAGGAGUUCUCAGUGCUUGUUACCAUGUCUGCCCUAAUUACUCCAACUUCCAAUUCGAUACCUCCUUCAUGUAUAUGAUCGCUGGCCUGUGCAUGCUGAAGCUCUAUCAGACCCGCCAUCCCGACAUCAAUGCUAGUGCCUAUGCAGCCUACGCCUCCUUCGCAGUGGUCAUCACACUCACCGUCCUAGGAGUGGUGUUUGGAAAAAAUGACCUGUGGUUCUGGAUCAUCUUCUCUGCAAUCCAUAUUCUGGCCUCUCUGGCUAUCAGCACCCAGAUCUACUACAUGGGCCGCUUCAAGAUAGAUGUGUCUGACAAAGCAGAUUUGGGGAUGUUUCGGCGGGCUGCAAGAGUGUUCUACACAGACUUCGUCCAGCAGUGCAGCCGGCCUCUGUACAUGGACAGAAUGGUGUUGCUUAUCGUGGGGAAUCUGGUUAACUGGUCCUUUGCCUUCUUUGGACUGAUGUAUCGGCCCAGGGACUUUGCUUCUUAUAUGCUGGGCAUCUUCAUCUGUAACCUGCUGCUCUACCUGGCCUUUUACAUCAUCAUGAAGCUUCGCAGCUCAGAGAAGGUCCUCCCAAUCCCUCUCUUCUGCAUCAUUGCCACAGCUGUGGUAUGGGCCGCCGCCUUGUACUUUUUCUUCCAGAAUCUCAGCAGCUGGGAGGGAACUCCAGCUGAAUCCCGGGAGAAGAACCAAGAGUGUGUCCUGCUCAACUUCUUUGAUGACCAUGACAUCUGGCACUUCCUCUCUGCUACUGCCCUGUUUUUUUCGUUCUUGGUGUUGUUAACCCUGGAUGAUGAUCUAGAUGUGGCUCGAAGAGAUCAGAUCCCUGUCUUCUGAGCCCACAACAUUAAGAUGAGGAGAGAGAAACGAUUUAAUCUUGAUGCUAUUUUAUAAAAAAUAACAUAAUCGUAAAGCUGCCACUGCCAAAUGCCCCACCACCCUAUGGACAAUCAAUUCUGCACUCACACACAGGGAGGAGAGAAGAUGGGAGAGAGCCAAGUGUUCACGAAGCUAGACAGAAAGCCAUGGACAUGGGUAGAGGAAAGUCUCGAAGAAUCCAGAAAUUCCAUCCUCUUCCACUUAAAACUCUAAUUUAGGACUGAAAGUUGCAUGAAAUUAGAGCCCUGGUAGAGUACAGGAGUUAAGGCACUUGCCUUAAGUGCAUCAUACAUACUCUAGUUCAAUCCCAAGCACUUAUGGUUCCUUGAACACUGCCAUGAAUCAUCCUGAGCACAUAACCAGGAAUAUAUUCUCAGUACUAAUGGGUAUGGCUCUAAAAUAAAGUCAACUUACCAUCUUUGGACCCAUCUCUACCCAUAUGAUAUUUGCCAGCAACGCUGCCUUCAUGCCUUGGAUUACCUCUCUGGUUUGGCACCUUUGUCUACAGCAUUUGUUGCUCGAUAAGCCACAGAGAUCUGGUUCAGACCUACUAGUUCUUUUGGUGGCAUCUAAAAAUCUGUAGCAGGGUGGCCUCUAGGCCCCAUCCAACUGGAACAGAUGCUUUUAUGACACCGACAAGUCACCUCCUCAGAACUUCUAUAUGACUCCUCCAGGUUCAUGAUUCCAUUGCAAGAACUCCAGAUGGGACUUGAUCAUACAUUCCUCAUCACUGAUGGCUGUCUCUGGGACUAAGUCCUCGGGCUUACCCAGUCCCCAGAAAAUUUAUGUCACUGCUAUAUGUGGACCCACAAUUUAGGUGACCUUCCUGGCAAGGCCCUGUCACUCCAUAUUCCAACUCCAAAGCAGAAGUAGGAGGGCAGGAAGCUCUUCCAGCAGCAGGAAGAGAGAAAUGAGCUACUGUGAUAAGAAAAUCAUGAGCUCAGCAUCCAGCACACAGGCCUGAAGAACCAGGAAUCCUAGAGCAAAUUCAGCACAGGCCUAAGUGCUUUUUUUGUAUCUCCAAUUCAAAUAGUUCUGUACUGACCCUGUUUCUUUUUUUGUGCCCACCCACACUGCCUUUGGGAAAGAAAUGGGUGUUGGCACUAGAGGUCCUCUAUGACGGAAAGGACAACUUGACUGGCAUUUAAGCAGAGCAGAGGCUGCAGGCUUUCUGCCUGAAAUUCUCUCUCUAAAAGUAAACACAAUUUACAGUUCUGCUUCCAGAGAGCACAGCUAACUUUGGCCUGUUUCAUGGUUGUACCUGAUUCACAUUGUCUUCACAGCAACGUGUUGAAAACUUUGUA
Messenger RNA from Suncus etruscus (white-toothed pygmy shrew), 4083 nucleotides. It is a transcript of the gene SIDT1, whose product is annotated as SID1 transmembrane family member 1. Lineage: Eukaryota; Metazoa; Chordata; Mammalia; Eulipotyphla; Soricidae. The record is from RefSeq and is a predicted model, not a curated record. Bases 239 to 2737 code for a protein of 832 amino acids. Gene Ontology annotation, cellular component: membrane. The transcript is spliced from 26 exons.